Ambispora gerdemannii is the source of this 1416-nucleotide messenger RNA. Lineage: Eukaryota; Fungi; Glomeromycota; Glomeromycetes; Archaeosporales; Ambisporaceae. The record is from the annotation of a GenBank genome assembly.
AUGACUUCAUCAACAACGCCAUCUAGUAGUUCUUUUUCUGAUAACAUUAAUGCGGUUGUUACGAAUAAUGCUCCUGCAAAUUCAAAAUCCAAAAAAGAGUGGUUAGAUUAUGCGUUAAAUGAAAAACUUAUAAAAUCAGUACCAUAUUCCGAGAUUCAAGAUAUAGACGUGAUUGGUCGAGGUGGAUUCGCGGAGGUCUAUGUAGGGUUUUGGCCAAGUGCAUCAAGUCUUGUAGCAUUAAAGUGCUUGAAAGUUCAACCUGGUUUUGAUAAUCCUAAAUCGUGGGAUUUAUUUGUUGGGGAGUUAAGACUGGUUAUGUCGGUCAAUCAUAAUGAGAGUAUUAUAAGAUUUUUUGGAGUUAGUCGUGCUCAAACUUUUCAUACCGUAUCUGAGAAUCAUUAUGAGGUAUCCGCGAGUAAUGUGAAUCAAAUAUACGAAACUCCCGAUUUGAUGAGCGGAUUUCUUCAACUUCAAAACAUGAAAACUAUCUGCAAAGAGAUAUGUUUCAAAUAUAAGCAAGCUCUCAAGAGAGCAACCAUUCCAUCCGAGUGCAGUCCAGUUUAUCAUUGUGCCCUUGGAGAUACAGCGGGUCUAAAAUGGCAUCUGAAUAACGCUAAUUGUACAGAUGCAGGACGUCAUUUAAUUGCCACGACAGCGCAAUAUUGUCCUCCUUCACAAAUUAUUCCAAUCUUUGAAACGUUAUUGGAAUUCAAUGUCGAAAUGAAAUCUCAACUAGAUGAAAAAAAUCACACGGCUUUUCAUUGGUUAUCAGAAAAUAUUCGUCUUUUAGAGAAAAGUAAUUCAUCGGACAACGAAAAGAAUUAUUUUAGCGACGCCACUCAAUGGCUGAUUAACAAAGGAUUAGAUAUAAAUGCGAAAAAUAUUUUUGGACGGACAGCUUUAUCGUGGCUUGUAGAGAAACAACAACCACAAGCCGUCAAAAUCAUGCUUCAAUAUGAGGUCAACCCAAACAUAGCCGACGAAAACGGCAGCACGCCAUUACAUAGAGUGUUGACUUAUGAAUAUAAAGUCAACAAUGAAAGAUUCAAUAGGAAAAACCGUGAGGUGGUGAUACUCCUCUUGGAGAAAGGAGCUCAUGCGCAUAUUCCUAUUAAUCCUAGUCAACCGUCUUCAACAAGAAGUUUUCCGAAUUCGUUAUUCCUUGCGAUAUUUCGAGGUUGGCCGAAUGAAAUACUUCAACUACUCAUUAAACAUGAAGCGAACCCACUUGAUUUAAAGGAUGGUCAGGAUGCUCUUCACUACGCAAUAUCAAUGAAACGUACCCAAGCGGUGCAUUUUCUUGUGGAGAACGUUGAAGAGUUUCGAUCAGCGAAUAUUUCCGAAAUAAAAAAUAAUCUAAGGAAAUUGAGACAUAACAGCACCCGUUCCGAAAGUAUUCCUUAUACUAUCAAUUAA